Messenger RNA from Didymosphaeria variabile, 1224 nucleotides. RefSeq lists its product as uncharacterized. The coding region runs from base 1 to 1224 and encodes 407 amino acids. The record is from RefSeq and is a predicted model, not a curated record. NCBI's taxonomy places the organism in Eukaryota, Fungi, Ascomycota, Dothideomycetes, Pleosporales, Didymosphaeriaceae. Gene Ontology annotation, cellular component: cytosol. Gene Ontology annotation, molecular function: tRNA-guanosine(34) queuine transglycosylase activity. The transcript has 7 exons.
AUGGCACCCGUGCCUAUGCCCUCAGCUCUCAGCUUCGAGCUGCUGGGAAAAUGCUCCAUCACGAAAGCCCGCGCUGCAACACUCCACCUUCCCCAUGGCCCCGUCCCGCUGCCCAUCUUCAUGCCCGUCGCUACACAAGCGUCCCUCAAAGGGCUGACCCCGGAGCAACUUGAAGAGCAAGGAUGUAGACUCUGCCUCAACAACACGUACCAUCUAGGUCUUAAGCCAGGCCAGGCGACGCUGGAUGCGAUAGGCGGCGCGCACAAGUUCCAGUCGUGGCCGCACAACAUACUCACAGAUAGCGGUGGUUUCCAGAUGGUCUCGCUGCUCAAGCUCGCACAAGUCACGGAGGAAGGCGUGCGGUUCCUCAGUCCGCACGACGGAUCGCCAAUGCUCCUUACCCCAGAGCACUCGAUAUCGCUCCAAAACUCCAUCGGCUCAGACAUUAUAAUGCAGCUCGAUGAUGUGAUAGUGACGACUUCACCUGACCUGGCAAGGAUGAAGGAAGCCAUGGAGCGCUCGGUACGAUGGCUCGACAGGUGCAUCCAGGAGCACAAGUACCCAGACAGGCAGAAUCUGUUUUGCAUCAUACAAGGCGGCCUAGAUCUGGACCUGCGGCGAGAAUGCACGGCUGAGAUGGUGGCGAGAGAUACACCUGGUAUCGCUAUUGGAGGUCUGUCGGGCGGCGAAGCGAAAGACGAGUACUGCAAAGUCGUGGACACAUGUACAGGGUUGCUGCCUGAGAAGAAGCCUCGUUAUGUCAUGGGCGUGGGUUACCCUGAGGACUUGGUGGUUUCCGUCGCUCUAGGAGCAGACAUGUUUGACUGCGUCUGGCCUACACGAACAGCUCGCUUCGGCAACGCUAUCACUGCCCGUGGGGUACUCAACCUGCGCAACGCAGUCUACUCAACAGACUUUGGCCCCAUCGAAGAAGGCUGCCAAUGCACCUGCUGCCGAUCUACAGACGACGGCGGCUUGGGCAUUACGCGUGCGUACAUCUACCACGUCACUGCGAAAGAGACUGCCGGAGCCCAUUUGCUCACCAUGCACAACGUCCACUACCAGCUCAAUCUCAUGAGACUGAUACGCGAGGCUAUCCUUGAGGACCGGUAUCCAGCUUUCUUGCGGAUCUUCUUUGCCAAGCUGUACGACGACAAGAGCAAAUAUCCCGCCUGGGCAGUAGGCGCUUUGAAGGGUGUCGGUGUAGAUUUAGUAAGUGACUAG